UGGUAGAUAACACGGAUAUUAAAAGACUGUUAACUUCAAGCACAAAUCAUUCUAGCAACUUGCUGCUUGCAUCAACAUUGCAACGUUUAGCGAUAAUUAACAUCCAAAAUAAUAAGAAUAUUUUCGAAAUGAAUCGUUAUUCGUCACUUUCGCGAUUUCGUUUCUAGAAAUUUCCUUUUCAGGUGAAGAGAUUUCCUUUUUAUUACUCAGAGUAAUCGUCACAAUAAUACAACUCCAACGUGGUUGGUGUCACUUUCUCGAUAUGCUCGCAAUCGAAGAGAAGGUUAAGGUUAAGACCGACUGAUUAAGAUUCGUCGCGAAAUCAUCUGUCUGUGACUCAUCUGUGCUCAUCUUCUUCUGGGAAUUAUGGAUCCCGGCGUCCUUUCGCGGCUAAUUCCGCAGAGUAAAGAGCAGGUGAGACCAGCCUGCAAGAAAUGCGGCUACGCCGGACACUUAACCUAUCAGUGUCGCAACUUUAUCAAGAUCGAUCCCAACAAGGAGAUCGUGCUGGACGUGAGCAGCACGAGCUCGGACAGCGACGAGAAUUAUGUCACCCCGUUGACGGAGCUGCGGGAGCGCGAGUUGCGGAAGAAGCUGCGGGUGGCGAGGAAAAAACGGCGGGAAAAGAAGGCUAGGAAGAAGCGUAAGAGGAAACGCGAGAGCUCGGAGAGCAACGACAGCGAGUCCUCGUCGUCAUCGUCCUCAUCCUCGUCGUCGUCGUCCAGCGAGGAGGACAAGAAGCACAAGAAGGGAAAGAAGAGGAAGAAGAAGAGCUCCAAAAGCAAGAAACGCAAGAAGCACAAGCGGCACGAUGAUGACGAUUCGUCUGAUGGAAGCGAGGCAAAAGAUCUGUUCGCGUUGGUUGAAAUCUCUAAAAUUGUAUGCAUUUAAAAGGAGAUAAAUAUA
Molecule: messenger RNA, 906 nt
Organism: Acromyrmex echinatior (Panamanian leafcutter ant)
Lineage: Eukaryota; Metazoa; Arthropoda; Insecta; Hymenoptera; Formicidae
Molecular function (GO): zinc ion binding; nucleic acid binding
Source: RefSeq, a predicted model, not a curated record